UUGUAGCCUUCUUGGUGGCCUAUCAUCAAAACAAGCAGCUAAUAGGAGAGAAGGGGAUGCUCCCAUGUAAGCUCUACCUGCAGAAUGUCAAGAAGUAUUUCAAGGGGAAGAUAGACCUGGAUGCACUGAACUAUGCACCAACAGUCAUCUGGUUUCUGGAUUGGUCAGACAUGGACAGCACCUUGGACUAUCUCUCCCUGUUCGGCCUGGCAACUUCAGCCUUUGUAUUGAUAACUGGAUGUGCAAACAUGGUCCUCAUGUCUAUCCUGUGGGUUCUCUACCUCUCCUUGGUCAAUGUUGGACAAAUCUGGGUCUGAUUAAAAUCCGAGGAGAUCGCUGCUGGUGGGAGUUAACUUGCAUGGAUUAUCACUACGAGACGCAGCCAGUGCCCAACCCUAUUGCCUACUUCAUGCAUCGCUCACCAUGGUGGUUUCAUCGCUUCGAGACCUUGGUCAAUCACUUCAUUGAGCUGGUGGUGCCAUUCUUCCUGUUCCUGGGGCGGCGGAUGUGCAUCGUGCAUGGCCUCCUGCAGAUCCUUUUCCAGGUGCUUCUUAUCAUCAGUGGAAACCUGAGUUUCCUCAACUGGCUAACCAUGGUGCCCAGCAUCGCCUGCUUCGACGACAUCAGCCUGGGGUUCCUCUUCAGCUCCAGGGUGAAAGAGCGUGUGGUGCAGAUACAGAGCAAAGAGGCAGCCAAGGAGAAGCUUCCCCUGGGCUGCUAUAUCCGCAAAGUGGUGAACAUCUCCUUCGGCCUCCUCAUUGCUUAUCUCAGCAUCCCAGUUGUCCUAAACCUGCUCAACUCCAGACAAGUGAUGAACACAUCAUUCAACCCUCUCAGGAUAGUGAAUACCUACGGAGCUUUCGGGAGCAUAACCAAGGAGAGAACAGAGGUCAUCCUUCAGGGGACAUCCAGCAUGGAUCCCAAUGACCCCACUGCUGUCUGGGAGGAGUUUGACUUCAAAUGCAAGCCUGGGAACUUGAAGAGGAGGCCAUGCUUCAUCAGCCCCUACCACUACCGCCUGGACUGGCUGAUGUGGUUUGCUGCCUUCCAGACCUAUGAGCAGAAUGAAUGGAUCAUUCACUUGGCUGGGAAGCUGCUGGCCCAGGAAGAGGAAACCUUGUCCUUGAUGGCAACGAACCCCUUUGCAGGCAGAGCACCUCCACGGUGGAUCCGAGGGGAACACUUUAAAUACAAAUUCAGCCAACCUGGGGGAAAGCAUGCCAGCGAGGGGAAGUGGUGGAUUCGGAAGAGGAUCGGCCCUUACUUCCCCCCUGUCAACCUCAAGGGCCUGAAGAAGUUCUAUGAAGACAGGAAUUGGCCAUACCCCAUGCGGGACUGAUGGAGGAGGAUGAGCAAGGUCAAGAGGGACCAGCUGGGGAAGAGGGAGAGCAGCAGCUCCCUUACAAACAAUAUCUCUUGCCUCUCUCUGUAUUUUUUACCCAUACCCUUGCUUACACAUAUUUUACAGAAGGCUCCCAGCCAACCUG
Pezoporus flaviventris is the source of this 1487-nucleotide messenger RNA. It is a transcript of the gene LMF1, whose product is annotated as lipase maturation factor 1. Bases 239 to 1339 code for a protein of 366 amino acids. The transcript has 8 exons. Lineage: Eukaryota; Metazoa; Chordata; Aves; Psittaciformes; Psittacidae. Gene Ontology annotation, cellular component: endoplasmic reticulum membrane. Gene Ontology annotation, biological process: protein maturation. The record is from RefSeq and is a predicted model, not a curated record.